Rhinichthys klamathensis goyatoka is the source of this 930-nucleotide messenger RNA. RefSeq lists its product as uncharacterized. The record is from RefSeq and is a predicted model, not a curated record. The transcript is spliced from 5 exons. NCBI's taxonomy places the organism in Eukaryota, Metazoa, Chordata, Actinopteri, Cypriniformes, Leuciscidae. Bases 47 to 859 code for a protein of 270 amino acids.
GGAGAAAUUGAAGUGACUGAGAUCCACGAGACACACCAUUAUAAAGAUGGCAUUUGUUAAAGAGGAGAGUGAAGAAAUCAAGAUUGAAGAAGCGAGGAGUGUGAACCCAGAAGAAACUGAGGAACAAACCAAGAUGACAUUUAUUAAAGUGGAGAGUGAAGAAAUGAAGAUAGAAGCAUUCAUUGUGAAACAAGAAGAUACUGAGGAUCAAACAAAGAUGGCGUUUAUUAAAGAGGAGAGUGAAGAAACGAAGAUAGAAGCAUUCAUUGUGAAACAAGAAGAAACUGAAGAACAAACAUUUAUGAAAGAGGAAAGUGAAGACAUGAUGAUUGAAGAAGCAUUCACUGAGGAACAAACAGUUUUUAAACCAUAUCAGUUCGAGCCUGAGUCGGAUCCUGAAAAUGCAGAUGACCAAGACGAUGAAUCGGAAUCAACUUUGCAUGCGCGACUUCAGCAGAACGUUUCACAGUGGUGCAGAUGUGAAAACUGCAAUCGAAUGCCCACCGACGUUGAACAUGUCUGCUGCAUGGAAAUACCAAAGGUUUUAAGACGAAUGAAUCAGGUUCCAGGGCCUCUAAAAUGCAUGACACACCACCCAGGCUUUGAACCGAACUGUUUGAAUCCUUACACCCUGCAGAACAUUUUAAACAUUUACAAAGCUGAUUAUGGAACUUUGAGGCGUAGAACAGAAGAAGGGCGGUACCGUUCUCUCGCCCAACGAAGCUUCGUCAGCUGGUGCUGGGGCUUUUUAGGACGGAAAAUCAGGGUGGUUCUUCCAUCCUGUGUUGUGCUCCGGAUUCAGCAGGAGUUCCCUGAUCCGGAUGGACAGUUUGUUGGAUUUCGACCGCCCCUUGACUAAAGCUUGAGACGUGGUGGACAAUAUCUUCCUCCUUUGAAGGUUUUUCAAACUGAGUUGACAGAAAUGUGGGA